Messenger RNA from Macrobrachium nipponense, 9174 nucleotides. Its product is annotated as broad-complex core protein isoforms 1/2/3/4/5-like. The record is from RefSeq and is a predicted model, not a curated record. The transcript is spliced from 6 exons. NCBI's taxonomy places the organism in Eukaryota, Metazoa, Arthropoda, Malacostraca, Decapoda, Palaemonidae. Gene Ontology annotation, molecular function: protein binding. Gene Ontology annotation, biological process: regulation of transcription by RNA polymerase II. Gene Ontology annotation, cellular component: nucleus. The coding region runs from base 1049 to 2509 and encodes 486 amino acids.
UUUCCAACUCAUUGUCUGUGCUGUUUGCCCUUUUGUGAAAUAAGAAGGUUAUCAUUUGAAAGUACAUGAUGAAUUUUGUCAUAAAUUUUACUCUGUAAUCAAUAGUAGCUUGUCUUGAUGUCAAUAUUUGUUUGUUAAAGUUAAUUCUAGAGGGAUGUUAGGCUGCAGUUGGUAUGUUAUCAUUUUACAGUAGUUUAUUUAGUUGAUUUCUUGUUUGCCAAAUUUUGAAAGGUCAGUUAGUCCCAUUUGAACCAUCAUUAGAAAAUACAGUACAUGAAAAUACCAUAGUACAUUUAUCUAAAACAUUGAUAUGUAUUUGUCAAAAAAUUUUGGCAUUGCCUGGGAGGGAAAGUUAUUGAUUUCUUAGCUCCUGAUUUUUAAUCUUGAGUUUUGAGUGGCAUUUAUCAUCAACUUACCUCACUCUUUAUCUUAGAGAACCCACCUAGCCACCUUAUACUGAUUGCCCUCACUCUCUCUCAUUGUAGGUAGUGAGAAUUUGAUCCCUUAAACAGUAGACUUUGGAUAGGAAUGAAAAGGACAAGAGGAAUAUUUUUUUGUAUUUAUUUAUUUACCGGACAGUAUUUAUUAGGCAGAAUGGUAAAAUUGAAUGUUUCUGCUUUUCCAAUAUUUAAAAAAAAAAAAAAGAAAUUUAUCUUAUUUGAAGAUAAUUGCACCAGUCACCCCACUGAAAGUAGUCUCUAGGAGUACAGUAUUUGCGUCACUCCCUUCUCAAUACGUAGUUCAUGAUAUGAGUCUUUCAGGGCCACUGAUAAGAGGGGGUUUAUCAAUGGGUAUAUGAGUUGUUUACGCCAGGAAGACAAUAUGUAUGCAGGAGAGUUAUGCCACACGUAACGAUAAACGACAGAACGUCACUGUAUGGAGGUCUUGCUCCUCACCCAUGACCCUGGAGUGUUAGUAAUGUACCAUAGUGUAUCUGUUGUCAGUGAACACCAGUCAUGUAACACAUUUGAUCCGUAAUCUUUUCGAAAUUCACCUCCUGUGUUGAACGAGUUAAAGGCUUCUGCUGGGUGGCAGUAGUAAGCAGCACAUGAUCGCCAUGGGUAGUGACCAACACUUUUGCCUGCGGUGGAACAAUUUUCACAGCAACAUCGCCACAUCGUUUGAGCACUUAAGAGACCAUGAGGACUUUGUGGACGUGACGCUGGCUUGUGAGGGACGCAGUCUAAAGGCCCACAAGGUGGUACUAUCUGCCUGCUCCCCUUACUUCAGAAACUUGCUCAAGCAAAAUCCAUGCCAGCAUCCAAUAAUCAUAUUGCGAGAUGUGGCGUAUGUGGACAUGUCGGCGCUUCUCAGCUUUGUGUACCAAGGAGAGGUUUACGUGUCUCAAGACAGACUCUCAACCUUUUUACGCACAGCUGAGAUGCUACAUAUAAAGGGACUGACUGAACAAAACCAACACCAUCCUCACAUAGGUACCCAUCAGCUGCACAGAGAUUCAGUGAGUGGAGGAUUGGUAAACAAAGUUGUAAGCAGCUUAGGUGCCAUUGCUGUGCAGGGUCCGUCCUCACCGCGCAGAAGAUCGACACCCUCUCCAACAAGUCACAUUUUGCAACAGCCGUCCCAUAUAUCUCCACCACCCAAAAAACGCCGACCCACAAGCAGUCCAACCCACAACUUGCCACUUUCCACCGCAGCACCUUCUACCCCACCCCGCUCAGAUAUACCCCCAUCCCGUUUAGAGUUAAGUCCCCACUUAGAGGGCUCUACUUUAGCGGCUGCCCUCACGAAACCACUUAACCAAACCAAUCAGCGUGGGGACAACACUCCACGAAGCACUCAACAGGCAUCACCGCAACAGUUAGCCCCACCCCCUCUGUUACCUGCGUCCUUACCUGCCGCAGACGUGCCAAAGGUGAAGCAAGAAGAUGAGGGGGAGGGGGGAGGGGUAGAAGAGGACAGUCACAUGCCUGACCAGGCAGUCAAUUUGGUGACAGAAGGUUCCAUCCUCAGACAACGCAUCCAGGGCUACUCAGGAAGCUGUGAAGCAUCCCAGUCUUUGCCACCACCCCCCACCAGCAGUUCAAGCAGCAGGCCUUCGCCAGUGCUGAUUCCCUCUCACAUUGUUAAAGAGGAUUCACAUAGUGACGACACUAAUUUGGGGGAAGGGGGAGAAUUGGGGGAUGGGACUGGGGAGAAGGAGGCUCUGGCAAGCCCACCACCCAUGGUGAUCAGACCGCCACUCAUGGGACUUCUACCAAGGGAAGCUGCAGGGUUAUAUCCGGGUCCAGGAACUUCAGGGUCUCUAGGUCAGCAUGAUUCUUCUCAAGGUACCCAGCUGACGGUGAAAGUUGGUCGGCCGCGCUACGCUGGCCCCCGCGACUGCCCCCACUGCGGCAAGCGCUACUCCACCAUAGCUGCACUAAAAUACCACGUUGGCCUGGUCCAUAGUGUCUCCGACCAGGUGCCUUGUUUUUAUUGUCCUCAAUGGUUUGACAUAAGAACUGAUCUCAAGAAGCACCUUGAGGUGGCCCAUAACGAGCACUCGUAACGGUAACGUAAAGGCGGCUGCAGCCUUGCUCAGUGGGGGCACGCCGGCCAGCACGUCCGGCACGGUGGCGGGAUUCUCUUGUUGUUAUUAACAUCCCAUUCCUUCGCACUUUUCCCAGAUCUGUCGUCUUCCACCACACACACCAUACUUUCCGAUCUCUUUGUAAUUAUUUGCUUUCCUGGUGAACGUAGCGGACCUGUCGUUCCCAUCCUUCGUGGUGUGGUCACCAAUUGUUUCUCCAUCAAGGAUGUUGCCGCAUUUGUCGGCUGUCUUCCGUACCCUCAGCUUGUUGCAGUUUCUUCUCCAUGCCGCCAUGUGCGUCUACAUCAUCAUUUCCCUGCAUUUUUGUCUUCGAUCUCUGCCUCCUUAGCACUCUACGCCAUUCACUUCUCAUUGGUCCAUUCUUGAAUGUAACUGCUUGUAUAUUCUUCAUAUUUGUAGUUUAACAUCUUCAUGGUUACUCAGGAUAUUUGGUAGCAUUGAAUCUUCAUACUUUGUCUUCACUGCAUAUCUUUAGCAAAGGAAAUUAUGUAGAGCUUUUAUGUAGGAGCCAAAUUAUCAUCUUCCGUAUUGUGGUGUUUAGUGCAAUGUGCAUACUCGGUAACUGGAGCAUUGAGAUUUAGAAAUUGGGAGGACUCUGGUAUGUAUUUUUCUCUUCAUCUGGGAAUCUUAUGAAACAGUGGGAUGAGGUUGUUGAUUGGGAUUCUGUGCAAGUGUUUAUGACUGAAGUGUACAAAAGAUCCUGGAAAUAUUUUGAGAAAUUCAUUUAGAGUACAAUGCAUAGCCUCUGUAGUCAUCUUUUAGUCAUAUUUUAGUGUUGCUCGUUAGUAUUGUACUUAACUUUUCAUUGCAAGUAUUAUCCAUGGUGAAUACAAACAGUCGAAGGUAAGGCUUUUGGGGAAAUGGUAACGGAUCAGUAUUUAAAAAAUGUACUGUAUUAAAAACUAUGUACAGAGAUUAUAAGUUGAGCAAAAUUCAAAACGUCGUUAUUCAUAGAGCAUUCAGACACUUGAAGGGGAAUUGGUAACAGAUCAAUACUAUUACAAAAAAGUUUUCUUAUAAUUAUGUAACCAGGAAUGCUUAAAAACACAAUUUUGAAAGAUGUGGAGUAUGAAAUUCAUUCGCAAGCUAUGGUGGAAUGAUAUUUUUUAAUUUUCACAAAAUGAGAAAAGUGUGUUAAGUCUACCAAAAUUCUUUCUGUAUGUUGACCUAGUUAAUUUUGAAGAUAAAAACUUACAAAGUGAACAGUACAAUUUUUUACUCAUAAGCAGACUAGUAAAUUGGGAAGCUUUAAGGGUGAAACUCAAGUGUUUUUAAAUAAAUGAUUUUGCUCAAUUGGUCGACAACAGGGAAUGCACGUUAAUGAGACUAGCUUUGAUCAUUUUAAUAGGUCCAGGACUUAUAUAGUUUAGAAAUUUGCCCCUGCAGACCAGUGGUUGUCAAAUAUCUUCACAACAUUGUUAUUAAAAAGUUCAAUUUAUUUGAAACAUGUUGAAAGAUAAAUGGGGAAUGGAAAGUCUAGUAAUAGUUUUCCAGGAAAUUUACAUUUCAAACAUGUUCUCAGUUUUGCUUAUUUCUGGAGAACUGGAAGGAAUGAAUGAGCUACUAUUUAGACUCGUCUGGUGUUUGCUGCAAUUUUGUCCUGUUUUUGGAAUAUGGGUUAUACUGUGAUAGAAGAAUCUUAGAAGUGGGUUUAGAGUAGAUGAUUCAAAUAGGUUUCCUGAAGGUAAAGGGAAUGGGAUCUAAGUGAAAGGUCAGCAGGUUUGAAUGUAAUUCUUGGGGUUUUUUGAAGGCUAAGAUCAGGCUUGAAAAUUUAUCCCAAUCAGCUUGGGAAGUGUUAGCUGUUGAAAAAUUUUAAGCAAGUAGAAUUACAUUUUUUCAAAUUAAAAAGUACAAAUAUCAAAUGGCUAAUUGUACUAAAGGCUUUUAGAUUAUAAGUAGUCUUGUAACAGUUUUAGUCUCAAAGAACAUUGAACUGCAUCAGCUAGGAAGAUCUUGUUUGUUUAGGAACAAAAUUAGAAGUGUCCGGUCCUGAAAUCCAAAUGUUAAUAAUACACAAUAAGUAUUUAGGUUAUUGUGUUAGUUCUCAGAAAUUUCAGAGAGGGUAGGCUAGACAAUGAAUUUAGAAAGAGUCAGUGCAUUAAAAAAAUUAUACUAAUCAGUUUGUUUCAGGUAAUAGGCAUGAAAGUACUUCCUGUGGUUAUCACUUGGUGAAGAAAAGAACACUUACUCUGAACCAGCAAAUUUGUGACCAUGACUUGGCUGUCAUCUUCGAAGUAGGCUGGGUUGGUGGGAGUCAGGAAAGGGCUGGGUGGAUGCUGGUUAAGAUUUGUUGAUCUAAUUAUUUGGCCAGUUCUUAUGCGCUUCUUCGGUUCUUGUUUCUUAGUAGCAUGUGAGAAAUCUUACCCAGAAAGAUGUACAUAAUAGAAUUUCACAGUUAAUCAUCCCCUUAAUGCAUAGAGAUAAGCUUGGCUGAGUCACUGGGACCGAAUGCGUUAAAAUUGAUGAAUAGAUGAAACAAACGUAUGGAAGUUGAAUUCAUAAGUAAUAACUUUAACCCUAGGUAAUCCCUAUAUCUCAAACAGUUAUAUGGGUUGGUAUUUUGCAGAAGUAGUUAUUUCUUUAUACAGUAAUAGUUCCAUUUGUAGAGAAUUCUGUAAAAGUGAGAAUUUUGAAAGAGGUAAUAUUUGUAUUUUAUUGUGGGAUUUUUUCACAAAGUAAUUUAUGUAUGUUUAUUUUUGUAUUUUUUGUAGGAUGUACUGGAAAGCUCAAGAUGAUAAGUUAAUUUACAGUGCUAUUGAAUUAUUCAGCUUGAUGGAAGAACAUUGCCUUGAUUAUAUAUAGCAUUUCAUAUUCAUAACUUUUAAAACUUCAAGGAAAUAUGGAGUGGUACUAGGACUCUCUCUCUCUCUCUCUCUCUCUCUCUCUCUCUCUCUCUCUCUCUCUCUCUCUCUCUCUCUCUCUCUCUCUCUCUCUCUCUCCAGGUCAGUUGGGGUGUCCCCUUUUUUUAACCUGUAAAGAUCAACAGAUCUUGCAACUUUUAUUAAAAAGAAGAAUUGUCUGUUUUUAUAAAGAAAUAAAUUUCUAGAUGUGAUGACAAAUAGGGAGAUUGGGAAUUUCAGAUUCCGCUGAGACUAAAUGUGUUUUAUUAUGUUUUUCUUAUUAAUGAAGGUUUAAAGAUUAGAUGUUUUUAGCGUAGUGGUAAAUUGUCUAAAGGUCACUCGGGCUGUUAAGACUUGAGCAGUAUUCAAGUUGAAUCUUCUCUAGUAAAUAAGAUAGAAUUGCAAUUGCAUAAAUAUUAUUAUAGUGAAUAAACAGAAAUGGUAGUGCAAGUUCCUUGCUCUAUUACAUAUGACAUAGUAGUAGGACUGACAGUUUGAAUACAGCAAAAGGUCUGGUAUCAAGAUCGCAUGAUUGUCGUUGAUUUAUUCCUUGAGAAAAUCAAACUUGAUUGACCAAAGUUAUUAUUUAUUUUAGUACACCUCUAAAAUGAGUGCAAGAGAUAUUAAAAAAUAAAUUUUAUUUUUAAAUAUCAUCAAUUACUUUUAUAGGCUUCAAUAAAGUCAGAAAAUUCUGGCAUGUCCAAUUUAGCAGUUCUCUGGUAUUUUAGCAAUAAUUUACCUUAGAAAUAGCGGUAAAGGAACAUACUAGUAUAUUUCAAUGGGCGACACGGCUUCCUCGCCCAGAAAUAGAUUUCUCCUACGUCAAAAUCCCUUUAUUAUCCCAUGUGGGGAAGAAAGAACGCAAAGGUUAAUAAGCGUAAAGAAUCCUUUGAAAUAUGAAGAUUAAGAAAAAGUCCUUUAGCUGUUUACAUGGGGCACAGAGAAACAUACCAGCAUUUUUAUUUUUCACUCAAAAGAUUUUGAAUGAUUUACGUCCUUGUACAUCUACAACAGCAUUGCCCUGGUUAACUUUUUAAUAUUUCUGAAUUAUAAAGGUUGGGUAACCAUAUCUUAAAAUUAAUUUGGGCAAAAGGAAACUGUAAAGUACUAUACAGUAAUACUGUAUUGGAAAAUGUAUUAUAACCCCAAGUCCAAUGUCGUAGGUUUCUGUAGUAAUUUUCUUAAGGUGUGUUCUCAUUGUGCCCUAGGCUAACAUUGUUACAGUAAAUUUAUGUUAGUCUUUGCUCAAAAGAUUCAGUCCAUUCAGUUUUCAUGGUAGUGCCAGGAAACUGAUAAUUAGGCAUUAGCAGUUGAUGUUGCUGACAGUGUACCUUAACUUAUCUUACAUACAAGUAUUUAGAAAAAAAUUUUGUGAUCUGGUAGUUUACUACGUAUUAUCCUUAUGUGCAGUUCGUCACAGGUUGGAUUAUUUAUUUAUUUUAAGCAGAGGGCAGAGGACAAUGAGCUUUCAGUGAUAUUAGGUAGCUUUGCAUUAUGGUAACCAACCCCCUAUCCCCACAAAAAGCAAAGAAAAAUUGCAUUUGACUGUCAAAAGAAACAAUACAGUACUGUAAUGAAAGCAAAGAACACAUAUACUAUUUAAUCAUAACUUCUUUAGUAGCUCAUUAGGCAAGGGAAAUACAUACAGAAUUGUCAUAUGAAUUUCCCAGGGAGUGUAAAUCUCCAACUAAUAAGUGCUUGAAUUUGGUGGCUCUUUAGAUAUGAUGAAACCCUUGUUACUCCAGAUUGGUUAGGCUGCAGGCAAAAUGCUACUUGUAGAGAAAGGAUAGAAAAUGUAAAUCAGGUCACAUAGCCAAAGUUUCAGAAGGAUGACAAUUGUUUUAGUAUAGCGUGAUUACUAAGCGAUCAGAAAAAUACCCUGUGAUUGAGUCCCUUUCAGAAGGGACACAAAAAGGAUCACCUCAAAUGUAAGGAUAUUGUUCUAGAAGAUGGAUAAGUAGUGCCAGUGUGGAGCUUAUAAAAAAGUUGAAAAGUGCUAGGUUACAGUUUAACCCAUAAAAUGCAAUUAUAAGUACAGUAUAUACUUGUUUACUGAUUGAUGGUGUCACUUACCUGAUGUUGAAGUUUUGAUGUAUGAAUGCAUAUUAUUAUGGUUUUUUCUGUUAACGUGAUUUUUCCUCGAUAAGAAUAAUAGUACAUACUACAUACAAUAGAAAUAUUUUAGAUACAUACUUUUUCUAACCUAAUUUUCUUUACAUUGGAAUGAAUCUCUGUUGUUUUCCUGGUGUGUUGCUUCAGUUUGUUAUUGUUUUCCUGAUGUAUUGCAUCAUUUUGUAACUUUUCAUGGCAAUUUGGCAUGUAUGUAAUACGUACCAUGACUGUUUUUGGAAUAUCAGAUGUUUGUGCUACACAAGAAAUGUAAGAAUGAAUGUGUGUGCAUUUUCCUUAUACGUAUUGCCAGAAGACAUCAUGAGAAUGUGAUCUUGAACUCAGUGUGCAGGUCGAGUUUGUUAACAAUACUGUCAUUAUUUUUUCAUAGAAAAUUGGCGUAUCCAGCGGUAUAAAAGCUUUUACAGUAUAAUUGGUAAAUCAUUCAGUUAUGAGUUCUCUGACCUCCGUCAGCCACCUUUCAAGGCACAACAAAUACAGUGGGCCCCCCAUAUUCGCGUUCUCCAGAUUCGCGGACUCACUCAUUUGCGGAUUUCUCUCGGGAACGAUUCCCCGCAUUAUUCGCGGAAAAUUCGAGCAUUCGCGGUAUUUUUCUAUGAGAAAUAUCCACAAAUUCUUGGUUUUUUUUUAUCAAUUUCAUCAUAAAAUGCACUUUGUGAUAAAACUAUUAAAAAAACCAAGUGUGAAAAUUUUUAGUGGUUUUUCUUGAGUUUUAACUAACAAAAUAGGCUGUUUUAGUGUUUUUAUAGGGGUUUCAAACAUUUGCGGGUUCUAAUUAUUCAGGGGGGGGUUCUGGUACGCAUCCCCCGCGAAUAAGGGGGACCACUGUACGUAUAUAGUAGGUACAUCUUAAUUUUUUAUUUUUCUCUUGUGGGAUACUUAUUGUUUUUGUGAUAAAAAAAGGGCCUUUUGAAAAUAUUUAUUGAAAAAAUGUGAAGAUAUAUAAUUGAUUAAUUAAACUUAUAGACAGAGUUACGUGUUAAGUUCGUCAACUUUGCCUUGUUAGAUUGCUUUGAUAAUUUGGUUUCCUUGCAUUUUUAAUUACUACAACUAUCGAACAGUAAUCUUUGAAAUAGUUUACCUUUAGCAUACAUCAGUAUUUUGGGAAAAUUCUGAUUUUAAGUGGUUGCAAUUAGACUGCAAUUCUGUCGUACAGUAAACCACCCGUAUUCGCUGGGGGAUGGGUACCAACCCCCUACCCCCGCAAAUAGCUAAAAUCCACAAAUACUUAAAACGCCUCUAAGAAUGCUUAGAACUGCCUAGUUUGAUAGUUCAAACACAAGAAAAGGCCUCUAAAGAUGCUUAUACCGGAGUAUUUUAAUAGAUUUAUCAAAAAAAGUGCUUUUUGUCGCAAAAAUAUGAAAAUACAGUAAUUUUUAAAUAUUUCUCAGUGAAAAAUACCACGAAUAGGCAAAUUUUCUGUGAAUAAUGGGUAUAAACGGUCCGUAGAAAAAUCCUCAAAUAGGCGAGUCCGCGAAUAGCGACGGUCAACUGUAUACCCAUUAAAAACCUAUGACUUGGAUCAAUGUCAAACUUGUUUGUAACAACAUCCCUAUAAAUAUAUUAGCUUUUUUUUUUAAAAGUAAUCUCAUAACUGCUCAAGAAUGAAGUUUUCCAGAAAGUAACGUAGAUUAAGAUUCAUUGUGGAGAGAG